Messenger RNA from Botrytis cinerea B05.10, 2863 nucleotides. RefSeq lists its product as hypothetical. The record is from RefSeq and is a predicted model, not a curated record. The transcript is spliced from 11 exons. Bases 218 to 2467 code for a protein of 749 amino acids. Lineage: Eukaryota; Fungi; Ascomycota; Leotiomycetes; Helotiales; Sclerotiniaceae.
GACAAAGGAAAACUAAUGGUGAACUCAAUAUACGAGAUGCUACAUAACAAAGAACAUAAGAUGCAGGACUGCACAACCCAGCUCCUCGCUUCACUAACAAUGGAUUUACCCAACACCCAUCCGGAGCUCUAAGAAAAGAGAAUUCCAUGAAAAGCUAAGGUUCAAUUCAUAUAUUUCCACCUGUUUCGGGAAUUCUAAAGAAUAUUUACGUCUCAAAAUGGCCGCUCAGCCAUCAAUAUAUACUCGACUCGCAGAAUCGCACACGCAUCCUACUGGAGAAGACCAUAGAGCGUUGCAUCGACUUCCCGGUUUACUCAAAAGCGGUAUUACGCCAAUUACACCACCUCCAUACGAGAAUUAUUAUAAACAUAAAGCUCAUCAGAAUUUGAAAUGGUACCAGUCUCAAAGAUUUAGUGGUUUCACGACUCAAGAGCUCCAUCUACACGAUGCGUUUGCCCCGUAUUCGAAUUUAAAAGCGACUGGACAAUUAACCUGCCCUAUUCAUCCGAUUUUACAAAGAUCGAAAUGGAGACGGCAAUUACCUGCUCAACUGGCUAGGUACCCACUUGGAAAUGGACGAGAAGGAUACUGGGAUGCUUGGGAAAAUGAUACAGUUUGGAAUAUGAUGGUACCGUCAUUGCAAUUAACAACGAUGUUUAUGGCAAAUUUGUAUACUUGGCCUUGGUUUGACGCAUUAUUCUUUGGAGAAAUGGAAGAGGUAGACCCAGUUGAUCUACCACCCGAACUACAAGGAAAGAAGGGAUAUCGAAGAUUCAAAUUACGACGUCCUGAGAUAUGUGCUCGAGCUAAUGAGCGUACGCGUGUCCAAGAAAUGCUUGAAAGGUUUCGGGAUGAUGUUAUUCUGGAUUUGAGUAGUGGACACACAGAUACUAGAUCAGGAUUGCCAGAUGAAUUCGAGUUCGCAAACACAAAUGGGUCUCUGAAUGUAGUUACCAAAAGAGGAAUAGGUAUAUCAAUGGCUUUUGAAAUAUUGGAACCGUUGUUCAAUAACAAGAUAACUGAGGCGGAGCGAAUGAUAGUUGUAUAUAGAUUCGCGGCUGUCCUACUGCAUGAGCUUUGCCAUGCCUUUUGGGAAUGUCUACGGAAACGGGGCAUACGAAUCGAUGGUGAAGAUGUCGUUGGGCAGAAUUUGGAACCAUGGUUCGAACACCAAAGAACCUCCGAGCUAGGUUUCUCGAUGGAAAGCUUUGUAUUCGGCGGCAUCGCCCAAGAUUUCUUGCGGGAAGAAAGUGUGCCUUGUCGGGGCAUUCCACCCAUGGGAUUCUUUCUGAGCGAAUUUGACAAAUCAGUAACUGAGCCAUUGACAACAAAUCCGUUGGUUCUUAUUAGGAAGCCUCCAAACUAUUUUGUUUCGCAUGUAUGGCCAGUAACUUUGACUUAUUUUAUAGAUAUUCAGAACCAACUUUGGUGGAAUACAUACAAAACGGUAUUCGGACCUAGAAGUACCCAUAUUCCGAAAUUAUACGGGAAAAGAACGAUCAACAGGCCAGAUGGUUCACCUCCGGAGCCACCCUCUGUUGGUUUCGAAAAUAUAGAUUUAGACACCACGAUGAUAGAAACGGGACCGAAGACUCAAAUCCAAGGCAUUGUAGAUUGGUUCCGCAACUCGUAUAAGCAGCGCGCAUAUGCAAUCAGAAAUGCAAUAAUAGCUCACGGGGACUUAGAAGGUAGUUACUUGCUACCACCUUAUCCUCCUCCAGGGGACAAUGAAGAGGAGGACGAAGACAUGGAUGACAAUAGUGAGGAAGAAAAUCAGGAGGAAGAAGAAGAUGAUGAUGAUGAAGAAGAUAUACCUUCUUGUCCACGUUACGAUGAGAUCAAGAACUACUUAAUCAACCAGAAGAGAGAAUUGGCUAUCGAUACGAUGAAAUUUAGAAUGCCAGAACAUACCCUCCAUCAAUAUAUACGUAGGAACGGCGGGAUAGAUCUAAGCGCCGAAGAAUGGAGAAGGUUUCUCUUGAAUUCCACUGAGCGUAAGGAAAUGUUUCAAAUCCGUAACAAAAACGGAAAGCCCCCAACCCCGUACCAUGCAAUUCUCCGUACUCUUAGUAAUGGGUGGCCCACAAGAUUACGAGCUUCAACAAUUCCGAUGCAAGUAAGGAUCUCUGAGGCACAGACAGAAUGCUUCUCGAAUGCAACUACGAUCUAUUUAGCAGACAGAAAAGAACCUUGGUACAGAUUGGAUUUCUGGGAUGCCGAUCUAGAUAUAUUUCUUGUAUUGUGUAACAAUUGGCUAGCCGAUAAUAACCAAGCUCCUCUUCCAAAGGACAUUUUCGAAGCAUGUAUACGAGCAGGUGUACAGCCUCGAUUUGUUCUUGGCCCCAAAGGUAUUGUUCGCAAAUUACCUGGGCUGCCUCCGCAAGCAAAGGAAUCCAAGAAAAGAUCGGCUCAAGGCCCUCAACUGGGUCUCCCAUCAAAGCAUCGGGGUCAAAAUCGACCUAGGUGAUGGAUUUAGCUUUGUCCUAUUGGCAUGAACAGUAUAUAUUCUGAGCGCAUCUGUCACUAUACUGCAUUUAUCCAAUGGAUCUGCAAAGCUGCAAAUACAGCUUGUAUGAUAGUGGUAACUUGAAUCAAAACUCCUAUGGCAUUCGCUUGCUGCCAAAAGAAGUUUGCUAUCGUGUGUGGUGUGCCUUUCGAUUAUGUAUUUGUGCCACAUUCGAUGAGGUAAGUGUCUGAGAUUUGAUAACGAUAGGGAAUCAUGAUGAUUCGCAUGCGUGUAAUCUAUUACCGGCGAAAUAACGUCCAGUCAUAACGAGUGCAGUAGAUAGCCACGAAUCGUAUUCUAGAAAGCUUGUAGCGGGUCUGUCGAUAAACAAUCGCAAGAUGCAACGGUUGGUAGUCA